AUGAACCCAUACUCAGGCCCACCAGAUGCUUUCAGCACUAUGCCAAUAAGCGAUGUAACAUCGUCGCCGAGCUUUAUGCCACCCUUCUCGAUGGACAUGCCCACAACAGCUGUGUCAUCCUCGGAUAUCAUGGGCUGGACACCCAUGGAGAAUGACCUGGUAGCCAACAUGAUGCCAGGCACCAGUGUACCAAUGUCGCAGAUGGAGACAAGCACUUACUAUUCACCUACUACAGUGAAUGAUGGUCUCAUGGACCCCAUGUUGGAUAACCAGCAAGUCCAAAUGAUGAUGCUGAUGAUGCAGCAACAGCAACAGCAACAGCAACAGCAGCAAUUCUUGCUUUUGCAAGAACAACAACAGCAAAUGCAAUUACAACAGCAGCAGCAGCAACAGCAGCAGCAGGAAUUGCAAGCAAGACGUGCAUCUCAGCAGCAGAGAUUGUAUCAGCAGCAAUUACAACAGCAGCAACAGCAACAAUUACAGCAGCAACAGCAACAGCAACAGCAACAUUUGAAUAGCCAACCUCCACAUUGGUUCAUCAAGCAGCAACAAGCCAAACUCAUACAACAAAACAUGAACAAUAUGUCUACAACACCUUCACCCGUUCAGGUGCUAUCACCCCCCUCCUUACCAUCCAACAAACCCAUGCUUGAUACCAAUGCUGUCAUGUCAAAACGCAUUGAACUGAUCCUGACUAUAAACCAAGAAAUCAUUCGACUAUGCUUGGAACACCAACAACCUAAUUUAAUACAAAGGGAGCCUGAUUUGACAUUGUAUCAAAUUAAAUUGCAGUCCAAUUUAACCUAUCUUGCUACCAUGGCAGACAUUUCAAUGACCAAGCCAGAAGACCAAUUAAAACUACCUGCUCCACCUGAUUUGACCAUGUUGCCAACGCCAUUCACGCCAACCGCGCACAAGAUCCAUCGAUUGUACGAAAUAGCGCAGCGAUUGUUCUAUCGACAACCACAGCAGCAGGCGCAACACACUCAAGACGAGCCCAGCAUGUCUCCACAUCCACAGCAAUUGAUGAUGCAGCAGCAGCAAAUGCAACCAUCUGAUUUCAGUAAAAUGAUGUUAAUGCAGCAACAACAGCAAUUACAACAACAAGGUAACUUGAUGGUGAAUAGUCUGAGUGGAGGUGGUGGUGGCGGUAGUAUUAGUAGUAAUAGUAGCAGUGUCAACAAUUACAUGUAUCCUAAUACAACUCAAAUGAUGAUGAUGACUCCUCGUUUCUGA
Molecule: messenger RNA, 1236 nt
Organism: Mucor velutinosus
Lineage: Eukaryota; Fungi; Mucoromycota; Mucoromycetes; Mucorales; Mucoraceae
Product: ERMES complex subunit
Exons: 3
Coding region: 1-1236 (411 amino acids)
Biological process (GO): positive regulation of G2/M transition of mitotic cell cycle; establishment of cell polarity
Cellular component (GO): cell septum; cytoplasm
Source: RefSeq, a predicted model, not a curated record